Molecule: messenger RNA, 300 nt
Organism: Danaus chrysippus (African queen)
Lineage: Eukaryota; Metazoa; Arthropoda; Insecta; Lepidoptera; Nymphalidae
Source: the annotation of a GenBank genome assembly
AUGGUAAAAUUGAGUGUAGAAGAUUUUAAAGUUACAAACGCAUCUACCGAAGUUGAAAUGACUACAGUCGCACAAAAUUCAGAGCUUCCUCCUCCAUAUACGGAGAGGGUUGAAUCUGCGCAGCCGGUAACUAAUCAGCCUAUUGUGCUUCAAACAGUUAUAGUACCUCUAACAUUAAAAAGAACUCCCGUUUAUGUUAACUGUCCACACUGCAAUGAAAGGGUUUUGACAACUGUACAACAUACAAACACACAAAAGACUCAUAUGAUCGCUGGAUUUAUAUGUGGUUUAACUAUGUAA